AUGCGUCCGGCAAGCAAAACCAACGAGUUCGUUCAGGAAUCUUAUGCUUUCAAAUCCAGUGAUAUGCGUCAAAAGUCAUGCGAGAACUCUCGUUCUAUCAGUAGCACGUUUUCACACGAAGAAGAAAGUAGCACUAACUCUAGCAGUACACCUAAUCCUACUAGUAAUAGUUCUAAAGGAUCCGAUAAUAUAUUAGAACAUGCUAAGACUGUUCAAGUUGGAAUGGCAGAUUAA
Parnassius apollo (apollo) is the source of this 234-nucleotide messenger RNA. Lineage: Eukaryota; Metazoa; Arthropoda; Insecta; Lepidoptera; Papilionidae. The record is from the annotation of a GenBank genome assembly.